GUUAUGCUAUUUCGAUAAUAACUACUUAAUUAAUCAAUAUUACUUCCUAUAUAUAGUAGGCUUGCGGACCGAACACAACAUAUCGUGAGAUUUAAGAAACAUCCAAGUCCAAGAUAACGGACAGAACACAUGGCAGAAUCAACAACACAUCAUCAUGUGGUCCUCUUCCCAUACAUGUCAAAAGGCCACACCAUCCCUCUCCUCCAGUUCGGUCGUCUCCUCCUCCGUCACCAACGCAAAGAACCAACCACUUCCUCCAUCACCGUCACCGUCUUCAGCACACCCAAGAACCAACCUUUCGUCUCAGAGUUCCUCUCCGACACACCCGAGAUCAAAGUCAUCUCUCUCCCUUUCCCGGAAAACAUCUCCGGGAUCCCUCCCGGCGUCGAGAGCACGGACAAGCUCCCUUCCAUGAAACUUUACGUCCCAUUCACGCGUGCCACGAAGCUUCUCCAACCAUUCUUCGAAGAAACACUCAAGAAUGAUCUUCCACAAGUUUCCUUCAUGGUCUCCGAUGGCUUCCUCUGGUGGACAUCGGAAUCUGCAGCUAAGUUCAAGAUUCCUAGGUUGGUCUUCUACGGCAUGAACUCUUACGCCUUCGCCGUCUCCAUCUCCGCCAACAAACACAAAAUGUUCACCGAGCCGGCAACUAAAUCUGAUACCGAGCCGGUUACUAUACCGGACUUUCCUUGGAUCCAGGUCAAAAAGUGUGAUUUUGACAAUAAUGCUUUCGAUCCGGACAAGCCGGAUCAAGCGCUCGAGCUAUAUAGGGAACAAAUCAUGUCGACCACUACAAGCCAUGGGUAUUUAGUGAACAGCUUCUACGAACUUGAGUCAAAAUUCGUUGACUACAAUAACUCUAAUGGACACAAGUCGUGGUGUGUCGGGCCAUUGUGUUUGGCAGAUCCUCCUAAACCGAAGAAGAGUGCUAAACCGGCUUGGAUCCAUUGGUUGGAUCGGAAGCGAGAAGAAGGGCGUCCAGUUUUGUACGUGGCUUUUGGAACACAGGCAGAGUUAUCGGACAAGCAGCUAAUGGAACUAGCUUUAGGGUUGGAAGAUUCAAAGGUGAACUUUAUGUGGGUCACGAGGAAAGAUGUGGAAGAGAUACUUGGAGAAGGAUUUAAAGAUAGAAUAAGAGAGAGUGGGAUGAUAGUGAGAGAUUGGGUAGACCAAUGGGAGAUAUUGUCACAUGAGAGUGUCAAAGGAUUCUUGAGCCAUUGUGGUUGGAACUCAACGCAAGAGAGCAUAUGCGUUGGCGUCCCGUUGCUAGCUUGGCCGAUGAUGGCCGAGCAACCUUUCAACGCAAAGAUGGUUGUGGAGGAAAUAAAGGUUGGAGUAAGAGUUGAAACUGAAGAUGGGAGUGUGCGAGGAUUCGUGACAAGAGAGGAACUAAGUAGAAAGGUUAAAGAACUAAUGGAAGGAGAAACGGGAAAAAUCGCAAGAAAGAAUGUAAAACAAUACUCGAAAAUGUCAAAAGCAGCCUUGGUCGAAGGGACUGGUUCAUCUUGGAAGAACUUAGAUUUGAUUCUUGAAGAUUUAUGUAAGAGUAGAGAGUCAAACGGUGCUAGUAAAUAGAGAAAUGGGUUUGAGGAUUGGAUAACUUAACCGGCUUUAGACCGUGUCCAUUUACUAAAACCAGUACACCCAUUAUACAUCAUGUAUUCAUGUACAAGUCUCGGUUUAAGUUGAAAACUUGAUCUUGAUAAAAAUACUAGACAUUUCAUUUGAUGGUUUUGACUAAUAUUUUAGUUUA
Capsella rubella is the source of this 1753-nucleotide messenger RNA. Its product is annotated as UDP-glycosyltransferase 90A1. The record is from RefSeq and is a predicted model, not a curated record. The coding region runs from base 130 to 1575 and encodes 481 amino acids. The transcript is spliced from 2 exons. Gene Ontology annotation, molecular function: UDP-glycosyltransferase activity. NCBI's taxonomy places the organism in Eukaryota, Viridiplantae, Streptophyta, Magnoliopsida, Brassicales, Brassicaceae.